AUGGCUCCAGAGAAGAACCGCUCAGGUCCACAGAAAGACCACCGAUUGAAGACUGUCCUUUCCUACGCCGCAGACCUUGAAGCUGCCUUGCCAGCAGCUGCAGCUUCUAAAAUAUCAACCUCGACAGCCCAGGAGCUCGAAAAGCAAAUAUCCAUCUUCCCCGAUAGUCUCUCCAUCUCAGCAACAUCAAAAUGCGAGGAACUAGACCGCAUUGGAACGACGAUCUGGAAUCUCUGCACCCGGCUUCGACGCGAUUACGACACAGACAAGCCACAGGACAUGCCGAUCGUACUGGUACUAGCACGUGUAUAUGCUUUCCUGAUGCUCGAUUGUGCACAUGUAGCUGGCAAGAGUACUGGGGGCAACCUGGCUAGGAUGAUGAGAACCGGGUUGAAGGCUGGGAAGAAUUGCGUAGAUGCUAAACAGUAUGCUCUUGCCAUUAAGGUCCUAGGACGUGUCAGUGCGUACGAAGGGCUCUUGCAAAAGAUCACGGAUUUGAGCUCCCAAGACCGGGAGGCGUGUGAAAGACUUGUGGCAGAGUACUAUGUUGUCAGAACAGCUGUGUCAUGGAACCAGAGCGAAUUCCAGACGGCAGACCAUAUGUUCAGCAAGUCAAUGGCAGCAAAGCACAUCUUCGACCCUGGUACAGCAGAGAGCCUAGCAGACGUGUUAUACAAGAUAGGAAGGGACCUUCUAGCGAAACAAAAAUACGACAUGGCCGUCAAGUGGCUUGAAAGAGCAGGUGAGGUGUUAGAUGGACAAGAACUCGACCGAUUGAGCAUGGAUGCCAUCGAGCUGCGGAACUCGAUUCUGCAGUCCUUGACGAAGUCUUUACUGGCGAUGAAAGAACCUGAGGCAGCAGCAAGAGCUCGAGGCCUUGUUACUCUUCUCGAGAAUAAUUUCGGAGAAGACAGGCUGGUUGUUCUGCUACUGAAGCUGGAGGUUCUUUCCGCUCCGACCAGCGAUACUGGAGCGGCUUUCGACAGCGUUUCUUAUCUAGAGAUUCUUCAGCGGAUGAUUCGAACGAUCAUACUCAACGAUGGCAACUUCAAGCUGAUCAUGUUUCACGUGCGGAAGCUCAAUGACAAAAGUCCGAGUCUGGCUUCUAAGGCUCUCGAUGACUUUCUGGUAUUGCGGAUAAUAGAGGCAGACUGUGACGAAUGGUUUGGAAAAGCCUUGGUUACUAGGUUAUGGAUCGCUUUGAGUCAAAGAGAGAGCCCAGACUCAUUGGCGCAGAUUGAGGAUCUAUUCUCCACCAUCGUGGCAAAGUCAACGAGACCAGCAAGCCCAGCAGCCACUCUUGCAGCACAUACUCUUUUGUGGAAGCGUAUCGAGUUAAAUUAUACUUCAGGACAAUACGAUGCAGCAGAGAAGUGGUGCCGUUUGGCAAUGCAUCAGAUAUUUGCAAAAUCUGGGGAGCUGAAUAUGGCCCGAUUAUCAAGAAAAUUACUUCUCUGUGCCCUUGCAAGAAAGGACAUAGGAAGUGCUCGAGAGAUAUUCUCUUCGAUGCCAAGCGCAGCACAAAAUGAAGCAAUGACAAGAUUCCUGAUGUACAGAAUUGCAGUUCGUUGCGACGAGCAGGAACUGGCUGCCGAAUGUCUCCAAAUCAUAAGCUCGACCUCCAACGAUGACCCGAAGCUCAUGUAUGCUUGUGUUUUGGAUGCGCAGCAAGCAGGCAACAAGAGUCACACUCUCAAUGCCUUACAACAUGUCCUCGAGAAGAGCACUUACGAAACAACGUCUGUGAACUUGGCUUCCUUACUUCGACUCACCAUUACGCUGACGGUCCAGGCCCUAGACGAGGCAUCGAAGAAGCAAAAUAAUUCUGCUGAGUUCGAGGCAACUCUGGAGAAGUUGUGCACAAUGUAUGAAAAGGGUUCUGCGGCGGCACGUAGAGCGCGGUUGUCAAAGAAAGGACUGGAAGCAAUCUGGACGAUCGACGAACUUCACUGGUUCUCGAAAAACUCCUACAAUCUAGCCAUCAAACACCUCGCUAUUUGGGAUUCUUUUCAUCUACUCCGAAUGCUAGCCUGCUGCAUUGAUUUCAUCGACCAAUAUCCACAGGAUAUCACCCAGCAGAUUACUGAUGAUCUCACUCUUCGCAAAAUGUUCUGUGACUUCACAGCGGCGACGGCAUUGGUCAGUCUGGCUCGUGGCGAAGAUAACGUUGAGGUCCAAUUGCAGAACUACCUCAGGCUGCGUAAGCAUGUCGAAAGCUUUGAUGUGCAGCUUCAGAAAAAGGCGGGUAAUAUACCGGAGGAAGCAGAAGCAGACCUCCGUCGAAAGUUGACCAUCCUUGCUGCUUUUGAUUUCGAAGCUGCCUGCAGGUUAAAAGCCUGGGAUGACUUUGCCGAGAUUAUCCUCAAAGCUAGUGCUUGCAAGUCGACGCAGGUGUAUGAGAUAAUGGCCGACAUUGUGCUCUGCUCGGAGGCUCCUACUCCAGUACUGGUACAGACGAUCAAAAGGAUAAUCAAUGAGAUGUGGGGGAUGGAUCAAUUUGAUAUUGUGAAGCUGGCAAAAUAUCUACGGUGUCUUGUUCAGAUCACAAUCUCAGAUAACAUGGAUAUUGCAGUGGAGCUUCUCGAUCAGGCACAUCGCUUUGCAGAAGAGUCAGAAGAGACGGACCAGCCAUACCCUUCAGAGGAAUGCGAAUGGAUGGCAACAACAGCUUUCAACCGAGCGGUGGACUUGUACUGCGCUGGCGAUGAUCAAAAUGCUAAGGACUGGGCGGACAAAGCUCUCAACAUUGCACAAUAUUGUCUAGAUGAGGGUAAUCUGGAGCGACUGCUUCAGAGUAAGUUGUUGGAGUUGAAUUUCAGCGCUUAA
Molecule: messenger RNA, 2826 nt
Organism: Cadophora gregata
Lineage: Eukaryota; Fungi; Ascomycota; Leotiomycetes; Helotiales; Ploettnerulaceae
Exons: 9
Coding region: 1-2826 (941 amino acids)
Biological process (GO): meiotic cell cycle; regulation of synaptonemal complex assembly
Molecular function (GO): protein binding
Source: RefSeq, a predicted model, not a curated record